Messenger RNA from Branchiostoma floridae (Florida lancelet), 862 nucleotides. RefSeq lists its product as uncharacterized. The transcript has 3 exons. The record is from RefSeq and is a predicted model, not a curated record. NCBI's taxonomy places the organism in Eukaryota, Metazoa, Chordata, Leptocardii, Amphioxiformes, Branchiostomatidae. The coding region runs from base 323 to 862 and encodes 179 amino acids.
UCAUGUGGCAUUUACAUGUAUCCAAUUCACAAUAUAUAGCACUACACUAUAGAUUUACAGCAAUAUAGUAGAUGUUCCUAGCCUGGAGUCCAGCCUUGUUGUGCUUUAGUCCACUCCCAACGGUGGCUACCCCGUCAAUGCCAUGGGGUAGCGACCUUUGGGAGCGAACUAAAGCACAAGGUUGGACUGCAGGCUAAGAUGUUCCUCUUUGUAAAGUGUAAUAUCUGACAUGGCCACUGUAUAAUGCUUUUUCUCACAUAUAUUAUUGAUAAUUCAUUUUGUGGAUUAUUUCUUUCAGGUUGAUCCACAAAGGGCUGAGGACAUGGACUUUUCGCACCCUAAACAUGGAGUCCAGAUCAAGAAGGCGCGCCGGAAGCCGCAGUGUGAUGUGCCACCACUCAGUGAAGAAGAGGUCGCUUCUGCUUUCUCACAACUGAGGAAGCUGUGUCCCACUGCCAGUGCUGUCAUUAAAGAGGAGGAGGACACAGACACAGCAUCAGAAGAUGAGUCAGAUGUCAACACAGAGACGCUUCCCCCUGUGGUAUACAGGUCUUGUCAUCCAGCCAAAGUCCCUGUUACUAGUGUUAGUGUAGACAGCAUCCUUGAGGAUGUUCGGUGCAACCCCGAGCAAAUCACAAACCUCAACAAAGCUACAGUGGGGCAGUCCAAGUCUGCUUUAUGGCGUCAGCAACGCAAGGGUCGUGUGACUUCUACAUCCAUGCAUGAUGUCCUUCAUGCAUCAAACCCCACCACUGCAGUACGGAAGGUCAUGCAAUAUGACUGCAAGGAUUUGAGCCAAGUUCCAGCUAUACAAUGGCUGGCUCCAGCCACUUUUCCUAUUCUGAGGAACUUGGACCAGUAA